Botrytis porri is the source of this 345-nucleotide messenger RNA. RefSeq lists its product as uncharacterized. Bases 1 to 345 code for a protein of 114 amino acids. The transcript has a single exon. The record is from RefSeq and is a predicted model, not a curated record. Lineage: Eukaryota; Fungi; Ascomycota; Leotiomycetes; Helotiales; Sclerotiniaceae.
AUGUUUCUGCGCUUGUCCGUCGUCAUGGGAGUUUUUGGAGUUCUCGGGGACAACCCUUGCCGCUACUGUAUAAUUCCAGAUCCCCCGCAAUCAACUUCAGUAAGUGGAUGUCUCUUUGAGAUUUGCCCCAAGGAAGUCAACUCCACUCUUCCUUCUGUUGCACGAAUCGGAAGUAUAGCCUAUCACUUAUUAUUUGUUAUGAAAGCUGUUGGUAUUUUGCGUUUGUCAUGGGCGGCGCUUGUCACUCAAAGGAAUCUGGCCUUUGGAAUCCAGUACCACGAGGUCGGUGUGGAUGUGCUAUCCGGCAUGCAUGUUGUUGAUCUGUUAACCACGCGAGUUUUGUGA